Molecule: messenger RNA, 1629 nt
Organism: Kwoniella botswanensis
Lineage: Eukaryota; Fungi; Basidiomycota; Tremellomycetes; Tremellales; Cryptococcaceae
Exons: 9
Coding region: 1-1629 (542 amino acids)
Biological process (GO): transmembrane transport
Cellular component (GO): plasma membrane
Molecular function (GO): transmembrane transporter activity
Source: RefSeq, a predicted model, not a curated record
AUGGCAACGAAAUCACAACCUUCCACCGAGUUAGACGCUCUCGAGCUUUCCGAUCGAUCCAAAGAUACUUAUCUCCCUACGACCGACGUGAAUGGACAAAAUACUGCUCAACUACCCCAGACGGAUUAUCGGUAUGACGAAGAAGCCGCUGCGAAUGGCAGGUAUAGAAAGUACCCCAAUGGCGUUGUUGGUCUAGCUAAGCGAGGUAUGGAUGUAUUGGUUGAACAUGGUGUGGAAGAGAGAGGUAUAGAACCUAGACCUGAAGAUGAUCGAGAUACACUGACUAUCUGGUCAUACCUCCCUCAAACGACAUUAUGGGCAGCCUUCAACUUCAACAUCCUUUCUUUUUCAGAAGGUGUCAUUGGACCAGCUCUUUUUGGUUUGAAUUGGCGAGCCUCAGCAGCAUGUAUCGUCCUGUUUACUCUUGCUUCCGGUAUACCAGUAGCAUACUGCGCCACGAAUGGUCCGAAGACAGGUAUGAGGCAGAUGGUACAGGCUAGAUAUGGCUUAGGAUACUUCCCCGCCAUGAUCUUCGGUCUGAUAAAUUGCGCGACCAUGAUCGGAUUUAUGUCUCUUACCGCCAUCUUAGCUGGACAAUGUCUGUCAUUAGCAUCGAAUAGUACAAUGAGCUAUAACGUUGGAAUUGUGAUUGCUGCUCUAAUAGCUUUAAUCCUCUCCUUCGUCGGUCUAAAAGCAUUGCAUAUCGUAUCACUCACCGCAUUCCCGAUUAUGAUCGUCGUCUUCAUCGCCCUGACAGGGAUAUCAGGAAACAAGCUUCACCUAGCUGUUGCACAAGCUGCCUACGACGCUACAGGGGUCACUGCUAGUGGUGUGUUAGGUUAUGGAGCAAGUUUGAUUGGAUUUACUAUCACGUAUUCUUCUUUAGCUAGUGAUUUCACCACCUCGUUACCCGCUCACACCCCUCGAUUACCCCUAUUCCUCUGCGUCUACCUCGGUCUUACCAUUCCGAUAAUCUCAAUCACCCUACUCGGAGCAGCUUGUCAAUUGGCCUCGUACUCUAUUGUCUCAUGGGCUGAAGGGUCUGAAGUUGGUGUACCAAAUUUGAUAUUCGAAAUCACAGGCUCAGGUGGAGGAGCAAGAUUCGUCAUGGUUUUGUUCUGUUUGAGUGUAGUCGCCAAUACUGCUCCAACCAUUUAUUCAGCUGGAUUGAGCGGUCAAGUCGCUAUCCCCUUUUUGGUCAAAGUUCCUAGAUAUUUCUUAGCUGUUAUCGUCACAGCUAUAUACCUCCCUAUUGCCAUCGUCGGAGCAUCAUCAUUCUACGUUGCUCUCGAAAACUUCUCAGCGGUAUUGUCAUAUUGGACUGCCUUGUAUAUCCCACCAACGUUGAUCGAACCGAUGUUAUUCCGUAAUCCAGUAGGUAGGAAGACUUACCCUGUUGAAAUUUGGAAUAAGAUUGGUAAAUUACCUAUUGGUUUGGCAUGUAUAUGUUCAUCGAUAUGCGGCAUACCCAUCAUUGUCGCUUCGAUGUCUCAGUCCUGGUGGGUCGGAUGGAUAGCCAGGAAGAUCACCGCUGGAUCUGGAGACGUCGCUUUCGAACUUGGAGCAACGGUCGUCACCUUAGUCUAUUUACCUGUUAGAUAUCUAGAAAGGAAGUAUACUGGUCGCUAA